This is a messenger RNA of Eremothecium cymbalariae DBVPG#7215, 1917 nucleotides long. Its product is annotated as translation initiation factor 2A. Gene Ontology annotation, biological process: translational initiation. Gene Ontology annotation, cellular component: cytosolic small ribosomal subunit. The record is from RefSeq and is a predicted model, not a curated record. The transcript has a single exon. Bases 1 to 1917 code for a protein of 638 amino acids. Lineage: Eukaryota; Fungi; Ascomycota; Saccharomycetes; Saccharomycetales; Saccharomycetaceae. Gene Ontology annotation, molecular function: mRNA binding; ribosome binding; translation initiation factor activity.
AUGUCGUUUCAAUUGUUUGCAAAGACUCCUGUAGAAAGCGAGAUAUUUGAGGGUUACCCAUCGUUCCGUAAGUUAGAUUUGUGUGAGAGUCCUAACUUUAUUACAUCUAAAUUAUCUCCAUGUGGUAGGUUUAUAGCGAUAUCUACUGAAAGUAGAGUGCAGGUGUUCAAAAACGGUGACUUUCAGGACGUGUUGUUGGAAUUGAAGCUGAAAGAUGUAUAUGAUCUUGAGUUUUCUCCGGGUGGGUCGUAUUUAUCUACAUGGGAGCGGCCUCAUAUUGAUAAUGAGACGCAUGAAAAUGUGAAGAUUUGGUAUUUGAACGAAGAGGAGCCUUCUGCUGAGGAAGUGAAGUAUCAGUACCAAGCGCGGACGCAGAAUGCUUGGGCACUGCAAUUUUCGAAGUUGGACAACUAUGCAGUGAGGAGGUUUGGGAAGGAAUUGCGUAUUUCUAAGCUGGAUCACGCAGCGCCGAAGUUUAAUUUUGAUAGGCCUUACGCAAAACUAGUCCCUGAUGGGCAGGUGUCGAGGUAUUUGAUCUCACCUGCAGAACACCCAACGAUCUGUACGUUCUCUCCAGAAAAGGGGGGCAAGCCUGCCCAAUUGACCAUCUAUCCUAUCACUGAAGGGACUAUACAAAAGAAAAUAGUGUCCAAGAUCUUCUUCAAGGCAGAUUCGUGCCAGUUGAAAUGGAAUGCUCUUGGAAACGCGGUACUGUGUUUGGCUAUCACAGACUUUGAUGCUUCGAACCAAUCCUACUACGGAGAAAACACUUUGUACCUGCUUUCAUUCCAGGGUGUCAACGGAUCGUUAGGUGGCGAAUCCGUCAGAGUUCCUUUAGGCAAGGAGGGUCCUAUUCACGACUUCACCUGGUCACCGACCUCAAGACAGUUUGGUGUCAUCUAUGGCUUUAUGCCCGCCACCAUUACUUUCUUUGACAUUAGAGGCAAUGCUGUUCAUUCGCUGACUGAGCAGCGUAAAAAUACCAUGAUUUAUUCCCCUAGCGGCAGAUAUAUCUUAAUUGCAGGUUUUGGGAACUUGCAAGGCGCCGUCGAAAUCUUGGAUCGUCACGAUAAAUUUAAAUGCAUCACCAAGUUCGACGCAGCCAACACCUCUACUUGUACAUGGUCUCCAGGUGGCGAAUUCAUUCUCACUGCAACAACUUCGCCUAGGCUGAGAGUGGAUAACGGUUUGAAAGUUUGGCACGUCAGUGGCAAAUUGUGCUUUGUCAACGAGUACGCUGGGUUGCUUGAAGCUUCCUGGAGGUAUCCUUGUAUCUACAAAGUUAAGCAACCAGGUUCUCAUGUCAUUGUAAAUUGGGAUUCAAAGAAACUUCAGGAUUCCCCAGCCUUAAAGGAUCCUGUCUUAAAUCCUUCCCAGGUUGAAAUUCACCCAAGUGUUACUGCCUAUAAUGAAAAGAACCCAAAGAAAAAUAACGGCACCAGCAGCGUCUCCAAACCAGUAGGUGCGUACAAACCACCUCACGCAAGAAGAGCUGCUGCUACAGGGUCCUCGGUUCCCGGUGCCGCCGUCAAACCUGCUGUACCUGGUAUGACCCCUAAGGCUUCAAAGGGUCUUGUCCCGGGCAUGGCUCCUAAGGAAUCCAAAUCUCAAGCCAAAAAUCGCAAAAAGAGAGAGCAUGGUCAUUCCAGAAAAGCCGCUCCCACCAACGCUGACUCCGAUGAUAACCCAAGCAGCAUCGCAACUACUCCCGAGCCAAAGGAAAUGCCUAAGCCAAACAAAGAGACUUCCCCCGAGGAAAAGAAAAUCCGCUCUCUUUUGAAGAAAUUAAGAGCCAUUGAGUCCUUAAAGCAAAGACAAGCAGUUGGCGACAAGCUAGAAGACACACAGAUCUUGAAAAUUCAAAGUGAGCAAAAAGUCUUGCAAGAAUUGAAUUUGCUAAGUUUUUCGGAGCCUUGA